GUAUUGCCCUACCAUUCAUCGUCCCACUUGGUGAUUUAGGUCCCCCUUCAGCACACGAGCAUACACUCAGCAAAGAAGCCCUCAUACUAUAGUGCAACUCCUACGCCCCGUCGCGUGACCAUGGCCAGCCUGUUAUCCGGCAUCUACAAGGGCGGCGAUAGCGAAGCCACCCCGCGAAUCCCACCGCCACCUGGCGCGUGCAGCCCAAGCGGCGACGGCGGACGCGGAAGCGGAGGCGGCGUUGGUAACGCUUCUAGCACAUCGACUGCCACUUUUAGCGCCGCCAUGGAGAGCGGCGGCCCGCCGAUUCCGACGCCGCUCAAAGCCGUGUCGUACGCCAUGUCCAAGAUCGCCCCUUUGUCGCUGGCCGACACAACAUGGGACAAUGUCGGCGUCCUUCUCGAGGCGCCCUUUCCGCGUAGGUCAAAGGGUGUGUUCCUCGCUAUUGAUCUCACUCCGGCCGUAGCGGACGAGCUUCUGAGCGACGCGAACAGCAGCAUCAGCGUUGCCAUCAUUUACCACCCUUGCAUUUUCAAACCGCUCAAGGCGCUCAGCUGGUCGGCAUCAUCUGACGGCGCCAACUCAAUGCUCAUUCAUUCUCUUUUGCGCCUCUCCGCUGCUGGGAUCAGCAUCUACACGCCACACAGCGCGCUGGAUAGCGCUCCGAACGGGAUGAACGACUGGCUUGCAUUUGUCGUUAGCUCCGACGUAGCCUUUCAAGCGGCCGGCCUUGCAGCACUAGGUGGUGGAUGGGCACCGAUUCAGAAGACCAAGGUAUCGCAGUAUAUAGAGAAGGCGGGGCUUGGCCGCCUUGUCUCGCUCAAGGAGUCCCGGACGAUAGAGCAGAUCGUGAGCCGUAUCAAGAAACAUUUACGAUUAAAAUAUGUGCUAGUGGCGCAAGCACAACCACCGGAUCAUCAGAUAGAGACAAUCGCGGUACAAGUCGGAUCAGGCGGAUCGGUGCUGCAAGGUGUAUACGCCGACCUUUAUGUCACCGGGGAGAUGUCACAUCACGAGUUGCUCGCCGCCAACUCGCGAGGGAUAUCGGUGAUCUUACUACAUCACUCCAACAGCGAGCGGGGAUAUCUCCAAGACGUGCUUGUGCAUUUGCUGCACAUCUUCCUUGGCGAGGAAUACGGCAUUCGAGUUAGUGCGCGAGACCACGAGCCACUUUCUGUCAUGUGACGGGAAGAUAAAGAUGGAAUGGGCUCAGGCAAGGGCCGCAGUCAUACCACCUGUACUUGUACUGCUUUUGUUCGUGCUGUUUUAACACAAACACAGCAGUUGCUUUAUUUUGAGGUUGGCUCUUCUGCUACUGUACAACAAUCACAAUGUCCAUCAAACACUGCA
Messenger RNA from Tilletiaria anomala UBC 951, 1350 nucleotides. RefSeq names its product NGG1p interacting factor 3. The record is from RefSeq and is a predicted model, not a curated record. Gene Ontology annotation, cellular component: mitochondrion; cytoplasm. Lineage: Eukaryota; Fungi; Basidiomycota; Exobasidiomycetes; Georgefischeriales; Tilletiariaceae. The transcript is spliced from 4 exons. The coding region runs from base 121 to 1185 and encodes 354 amino acids.